Messenger RNA from Mollisia scopiformis, 4364 nucleotides. RefSeq lists its product as uncharacterized. Bases 486 to 3947 code for a protein of 1153 amino acids. Gene Ontology annotation, molecular function: RNA binding. The transcript is spliced from 3 exons. The record is from RefSeq and is a predicted model, not a curated record. NCBI's taxonomy places the organism in Eukaryota, Fungi, Ascomycota, Leotiomycetes, Helotiales, Mollisiaceae.
GACGCAGUGCUUCAACGGACGACCGACCCCUUAUCGGCCAUCAAUCACCCAUUCCUUCAAACAAGAGAGAUUCUUUCCCAUCAAUCGUCGCUCUGCCUUCUGCCAUCGACUGGGCCUCGCCGCAGACGCACAAGCAACAACUUCUUCUUUUUAAUAGAUUCCCACAAUCUUCGUCUGCGAAAACAAAAGAAAAUUUCCCGCCCUUCGAAUCUGCCACGACCACCCGUACCGUACACUCCGGUCAAGCCUCCGUGGUCCCGAGAUACGAAUUUUCCAAAGUUUCAACGUCCUCAUCCCUUUCGUCUCCCGACUCGAGCGAUUCGACACUCUGCUGACGCACCUCGAGCUGUCGCAUUCCGUCAUUGGCCUCACAGUCGCCUACGAAGGAAUAGGGGAAUUUGACGCACGCAACGAUACAUUCGAAUACACCUUCCUACCAUCUCUUGUGCCAGAUUCGAGAGAUAUUUGGUGGACGAUAAUCUAUAAUGUCAUCUGCAAGAUCCGAACACCUCACCUUGGGUUAUUUGCCGACUCCAGCCACGAGUCUGCCUCGUUCCGGAUCUUCGACCGCCAACACUUCACCCACAGAACCUUCCAGCGGAAGUGCAUUACGAUCACCUUUUGGAUUAUCAGGUGGUUUGAAUUCUGCAGGGAAGAUGGCCAGCAACACGCGAUCAGGGGCUGGUUCUCCAUCGCACGAGUUGGGCGGCGGUGCAAGCAGAUUGUUUUCCAAGAGAGCUCGAGAAAUCCAAGCUCAAGAAGGUCUGCCAGUGAACGUCUGGGGACCACCGACCAGCGGAAACUCCACACCACUCCGUGAAAAUAUCCCCGAAUCGCCUACCGAUGGCUUUCCUGACUUCUCACAUCUCCCCACACCCGAGAGCCUCCCAUCAACGACAAGACGAGCACGAGCUGGGACGGUCCCUUCCCGCUUCUCACCCGGAGGUGUUACCAAUGGUCUCGGAGCUCUUCCCUCACUCGUAGCCAAAACCUCGAGACCAACACCGUCACCAAGUCCAUUCAAAUCACCAUCACCAUCCUCAAUCGGCGAGAUUGGUGAUAUCAAUGCCUCCAAUGCCAGCAAUUCUGCUUUACUAUCAAGAUUACGAGCUGGGUCAAUGCCACAACGCAGCCAAUAUUCAGUCGCCGGACCAUUCGGACCCUCAGUAUUUUCCACAAAUUGGGCUUCGGGUCGUGAACGAACUUCUACUCUAGCUAGCAUCGCCAGCCAGGGUUCGAACCAACCCAGCUCUCCUGCACAAUCACAAUUUUCUCGAGAGGGAACCGGUGACAAUGAUAUGCAGAUGCGAACACUAGACUACUUAGGUCUGGCAGAUACUCCACAACCUCCGCGAGCACAAUUGGCAAACCCUUUCCUGGCAAAUAUCGCAGACAUCAGCAAAUCUAACAGAUUCCGAUCGUAUUCCGUCAAUGCCAAGGAGAAGUAUGCUGAGGACGAAGAGGAGGAGUAUGGAACUGGCAACUUGACACCAUACGAAGCACAACAGGCCCAACUCCACAUGCAACUGGCUGCCACAAAUGCUGCUAUUCAACAGCAUAACCUUGCCGUCCAGGCUUUUGCUAAUCAAGCCUCGUCCAAUAGACCUAGAGCUAGAACAGCAGGUGUUCUCGAUUCACCAGCAAGAAUGAUGAAGCAAUUCUAUCCGACUGGAACUAGACUUGACAACAGCCUCAAUGCUGCAGAUCUGGGGAUGGCAGAAUCUCGAGAGUAUGAUGACCUCCCCGCUGCUGUCGCUGCCAUGUCCAUAGGUAGAUCCACUAGUCGAAACGAUGGUCACCUUAAUCCGGAUGAUAAUCUCGAAGGACCAACCAGAGCUCUUUGGCUCGGUAGCAUUCCUUCCUCGACUACUGUUUCAACUCUGACAGAGAUGUUUAAGCAGCAUGGUGCCAUCAUCUCCGCUCGCGUUCUCACACACAAAAACUGUGGUUUCGUCAAUUUCGAACGUCUGGAAAGUGCAAUUUCAGCGAAGGUUAUGAUGAAUGGAAAAGAGAUUUUCCCUGGAGCUGGACCUGUUCGUAUCAACUUUGCCAAACCUCCCUCUCCUUCAGGAACUCCCGGUCACGAUGGGACAUUCCCAUCGCCCAGUCCAGAUCCAUUCAUGAAGGGUGGCGAGAAUGGCACGAACGGCGAUGCCAAUGGCGUCAGUCCAGGUGUCAUCUCGAGACCUGGCACUGCUCCUUUGGCCAUCCCAGCUCUGCGAGACAUGAAAUCCGACAUCUUGAACAUUGUUGGUGAAUUUGGUGCUACCCCUGAUGAUAAGGUCAAGAUUACUCGCAGCUUGGAUGCGGCCAUCUCCUACGACGGCUUCCAAUCCGAGAUUCCAGCUAUUCAAGAACCAUCUCACAACAGAAUUCAUGAUGCACCCAAGCUUCGUGACAUCAGAAAGCGAAUCGACAAUCAAAGCUGGUCGCCUGCUGAGAUUGAAAACAUUGCAGCAGACAUGCUUCCAGAGAUUGCAGAACUCUCUUCUGACUACCUCGGAAACACGGUCGUUCAGAAGCUUUUCGAGCACUGCUCAGAUGACAUGAGAGAUGCUAUGUUGACUGAGAUCGCCCCACACAUGUCGGAGAUUGGCAUUCACAAGAACGGAACCUGGGCUGCACAGAAAAUCAUUGAUGUGUGCAAGACACCAAAGCAAAUGGGUAUGAUCGUAAACAACCUCCGUGCUUACACAGUCCCCCUCUUCCUCGACCAAUACGGCAACUACGUCCUUCAAUGUUGCUUGAAAUUUGGUUCCCCAUUCAACGACUUCAUCUUCGAGGCAAUGCUUAGCCAGAUGUGGGAGAUUGCCCAAGGACGAUAUGGAGCCCGAGCUAUGCGAGCCUGUCUCGAGAGUCACCACUCUACCAAGGAACAGCAGAGAAUGCUAGCUGCUGCGGUCGCCCUUCACAGUGUCCAGCUUGCCACAAACGCAAACGGUGCUCUCCUGCUCACAUGGUUCCUCGACACAUGCACAUUCCCCCAACGUCGUUCAGUCCUCGCACCUCAGCUUGUCCCAAAUCUUGUCCAUCUUUGCACCCAUAAAGUUGCAUAUCUCACUGUUCUUAAGGUCAUCAAUCAAAAGCUGGAAUCGGAUGCCAGAGAUACAAUUCUCCAGGCCCUGUUCUUCUCUCAGAACGACGAGACCCUUGAGGCUAUUCUGUCUGACCAUGCUUGUGGAGCCACCUUGAUCUUCAAGGUCUUAACGACACCUUUCUUCGACGAGAGCAUCCGUUCCCAAGUCGUUGAAAACGUCAGGAACGUUCUUCUCCGACUCAAGGCUCAACCUGCUCAAGGAUACAAGCGAUUGAUGGAUGAGGUUGGACUGUCUACUCGAAAUGGUAGCACCGGUCCUAGCCGUGAUCACGCCCCCAAUGGUCACUCCAAUGAACGACCAAGACCGGGUUCCAACCACAGCCAAGUCAACGGCCACAUUCCUCCCCCUCAGUAUGGCAACCAAUUCUUCCCUCAAGUUCAGCAACCUGGUUUUGAUAUGGGUAUGGGCAUGCAACGAACCGAUAGUAUGGACUCGAAUCUUGGUCCGUUCCCUUCGUACGGUAUUCAGGCUCCGAUCUUCAAUCCAGCCAACGUCCAAAUUCCUCCCAUCAACAUGCAACAACUCCAAUACCAGCAACAACUUCUUGCUCGAGCUGCACCUCCCAUGAAUAACUUUUACCCGAACAUGCAAUCCGGCUUCGGUUAUGGUAGUGCCAGUCCUUCUGUGGAUAACUACAGAAACCAAGGACUCCAAAACUCCAGCCCGAUCCAGCCUCCUCAACCCCAGAUGAACCCCAAUUCAAUGCUCGGCCAAAAUUCAUUCGGUCCUCCGGGCUUUGGAAACAUGGGUAUGGGUGGAUACGGUUUUGCUGGUAUGGGCAUGCAAGGAAUGGGAUAUGGGAUGCAACAAGAGCAACAGGUCAAUGGUCGACGGGGACGCGUACGUUGAUUCCCAUACCAGCGGAAGGGUCAUGUCGCUAAUCAAAAUCCAGAGAUGAUUGGAUGCGAAAUAUAUACUUAGGCUUAUAUGGCCCUACUUCUCGACGCAUAAACGGAUUUAUCUUUGUUCGGGCUGUAUGAAAGGAGGUUUGUGGUUAUGGGAAAAGGAGUUUGGUCGGAUUCUCGAGGGUUCAAUUCAACCGACAAACAGAUCUUGCGAUAAGGGAUUGCCGGGAUAAAAACAUAUGUUUGUGUAUACAGUUGUGCAGGACAGGACUGAAGUGUAUGGAAAUGGGAUUGAGUUGGAUUGGUUGAUAGGUCUUAUCAUAUGAGCGGCAGACUUCUUGAGAGAAGCGUUGAGCUACAGCGGAGCGGUUUAGAGAUGGGCUGCAAUAGCGUGAGCACAGUACAGGAGUCAUGAACAUUU